Molecule: messenger RNA, 771 nt
Organism: Nematolebias whitei (Rio pearlfish)
Lineage: Eukaryota; Metazoa; Chordata; Actinopteri; Cyprinodontiformes; Rivulidae
Gene: dap
Product: death-associated protein
Exons: 4
Coding region: 181-495 (104 amino acids)
Biological process (GO): cellular response to amino acid starvation; apoptotic signaling pathway; negative regulation of autophagy
Molecular function (GO): death domain binding
Source: RefSeq, a predicted model, not a curated record
CGCUUUUUUACGUCGGCGUCUGACGUCAUCACGUAUAUUUCCAAACAAUGCUCAGGAAAAAGCCACGUUGACGAUACGGACAGAGGAGUAGAGCACAGUUUGGGGCAAAACAAAGCUGGAAUUUGUUUGUCGGACGCCUCGGUUCGUGUUAUCAGCAGACUGUGGGUUGGAGAGGGCAACAUGUCGUCCCCCCCGAAGGAGAAAAAUGAAACCAAAGGCGGACACCUCCCUGCAGUAAAGGCAGGCGGUAUGAGGAUAGUGCAGAAGCACCAGGCACCUCCUGCUCCUGAACCCCUGCAGAAAGAAGAGGAGGAAGAGUAUGUCAGCACCAGCCCACCUAAGGUCCCUGUAAUUGUUUCUGGAGUGGUCACAAAGGGCGAUAAGGACUUCACGCCUGCAGCAGCUCAGGUGGCUCACCAGAAGCCUCAGCCUGGUAUCCCAAAGCUGCCUCCCACCCAGCACAUCAACCAACACAUCCACCAGCCCCGCAAGUGAGCCGAGCGGGCGCCAACGGUUAUACUUUAACUCCAACAGCCAGCCUUCCCAACGGAGCGUGAAAUAUGAAGAUGGUUCCCAACCAGGGCUCAGAUCUCUCUGUAAUACCAGUAAUUUUUUUUUUUUUUUUGCUUUAUAUAAUCAAGAAAAAUGUGUGCGCAACAGAUGUUCCAUAUAAACCGUACACCCUGCUGCAAUGCUGGUUCUGCACUUUGAUGAUCUCUUUUGUAAAGCCUGCUUGGUAGUCUUAUUGAUCUGAACAAAGCCUUCUCACUA